This is a messenger RNA of Podospora pseudocomata, 1500 nucleotides long. RefSeq lists its product as uncharacterized. The record is from RefSeq and is a predicted model, not a curated record. Gene Ontology annotation, molecular function: oxidoreductase activity; FAD binding. The coding region runs from base 1 to 1500 and encodes 499 amino acids. The transcript is spliced from 2 exons. Lineage: Eukaryota; Fungi; Ascomycota; Sordariomycetes; Sordariales; Podosporaceae.
AUGUUAACUCUCGCCCCCUUUUGCGCCCUGUUGGGCUUGGCGGCAACCUCAUAUGCCAACCCAUUCGACAAACAAGACGCACUUACCGACUGCCUGGUCGGAUCAGGCGUUCCAAUCAAUGCACCUGGUUCGGCCGAUUGGAAGCUUGAUUCUGCCCCUUUCAACCUGCGGCUCAACUACACCCCCGUCGCUAUUGCUGUCCCAACAACAGCCAAGCACGUUCAAGAUGCCGUUGCUUGUGCUGCCGAGCUUGGGAUCAAAGCCAAUGCCAAAUGCGGCGGGCACAGUUAUGCAUCAUUCGGUCUCGGUGGCGAAGAUGGCCAUCUCACGAUUGAGAUGGACCGAAUGAACAAGGUUGUCCUGGACAACAGCACCGGCAUUGCAACGGUCGAAGGUGGCUCAAGGUUGGGUCACGUUGCCUGGGAGCUCUACCAGCAAGGUAGGAGGGGAUUCAGCCACGGCACAUGUCCAGGGGUCGGAGUGGGAGGUCAUGCACUUCACGGUGGGUAUGGUAUCAGCUCCCACACCAAGGGUUUAGCUCUUGACUGGAUAGUUGGGGCCACCGUUGUCCUCGCCAAUUCGACAAUUGUCAACUGCUCCAAGACGGAGAAUCCGGACUUGUUUUGGGCCAUCCGUGGUGCAGGAUCCUCCAUGGGCGUUGUCACCGAGUUCAGAUUCGACACCUUUGAGGUGCCUGAGAAGGUUACCUACUUCAUUGCGCCAGUACAAUGGCCAACAGAGGCCAGAGCUUUGGUUGGUGUCCGAGCCGUUCAGGAGUUUGCCAAGACUAUGCCAAUGGAGUUGAACAUGCGUUUGUUCAUCGCCAAGCGCUUUAUCAACCUGGAGGGUUUGUAUUAUGGAGACAAGGCAGGCCUGCAAGCUGUUCUCGCACCUUUGCAAAAGAUAACCAACGCAACACUCGCGGUGGCCACAACAGGUGGCUGGCUGGAUCAAAUCAAACACUUUGGCAACGGAGUCAACAUUGAUCAGGGGCACAAUCUCGCGCAACAUGAGACUUUCUACUCGACCAGUCUUUACACCAAGGCUUUGAGCGAAGAGAAGCUCGAGCAGUUCGUCAGCUACUGGUUCAAGCAGGCCAAGUCCAAUCCUAGGGACUGGUAUGUGCACAUUGACUUGCACGGCGGUGAGAACUCGGCAGUCAGCUCUCAGGAUGACGAUUCAAGUGCCUAUGCGCACCGAGAUUAUCUUUUGAUGUACCUUCUGUAUGACCGCAUAGACAAGGGCACAUAUCCCGCCGACGGCCAUACCAUCAUGAGCAACUUUGCCCGCAACAUCACCGAGGGCCUGCCCAAAGAGGACUGGGGAAUGUACGUCAACUACCCUGACUCCAGGGGUCUUAUGGACCAGGAAACAGCGCAGGUCAAUUACUGGGGCAAGAAUCUACCAAGACUUCAGGCAAUCAAGAAGGCCGUUGAUCCGAACGAUGUCUUUCAUUACCCCCAGGGUGUCUUGCCAACUACUGAUGCUAGAAGUCUUUGA